Messenger RNA from Neocloeon triangulifer, 9193 nucleotides. RefSeq names its product protein stoned-B-like. Gene Ontology annotation, biological process: intracellular protein transport; clathrin-dependent endocytosis; regulation of endocytosis. The record is from RefSeq and is a predicted model, not a curated record. Gene Ontology annotation, molecular function: clathrin-cargo adaptor activity. Gene Ontology annotation, cellular component: synaptic vesicle; AP-2 adaptor complex. Lineage: Eukaryota; Metazoa; Arthropoda; Insecta; Ephemeroptera; Baetidae.
AAAAACGGGACCCCGCCAGCCAACCAUCGAUUAUAUCGUGCGCAGGGGGUGGAAACCACCCUCGUUCAAAGCUCGGCGAGAUCGAAAGAGUCGAUGCGGGCCGAGUAUCGUCCCAGUUCUCUGCGAGCCAGUCACCUCUGGCAGUAACCUACAAUCCAGAUUUCAUCCCGAUGGCCCUCGAGUGAGUAAUGCAACUGGCCGAUGGCCCCUCACAAUUUUUAGAGCUGGCGGAAUAUGCUCAAAAUAAACAAGAAAUUGAAAAAGAAGAAGCAUAAGAAAGGUAAGGAUCAGGAACUCUUCACCCAGGAAGAACUAGAACAGUACAAGAAAAAGCUUGCGGACAAGGCCCGGCUUGAGGAGGCUGUUGCCCAAGGUACCAGCGCUGGCGACGACGCCGAGGAAAUUCCUGACGACGUUUUUGACCCAAGAGCCGUCGAAGACAAGCCAGAAGCAGAAAAGCACGAGAACAAAGAUGAAUGGGAGAAGUUUAAGGCACUUACAGCUGGAGUAGAUGACAUCCUAUCUGCGUCUAAGGGAAAAUUAGAAGAAAUAAAAAAGGAAAGUUUCUACCAACGCAAGCCACCUGGGCCUUCAGAGCCAGACAAGAAAAGGCCGCCACCACGACCAGAGGCACCUAAACGACCACCUCGCCCAGCUCUUCCUGAGCAACCUGAACCAGAGGUACUUCAAAUACCGGAGCUUGAAGAAUCUCCUGAAGAAGAGGAGGAGGAAGAGGAUGACAUUUUUGAUACUGCAUACAUUGAUGCAGUAACAAGUGGAGAAAUCAAACUAGCAUACAUCCCUGACAGUCCACCUCCUGAGCCUGAGGACGAUCCAUUUGACACUUCCAUCGUUGAUCAAGUAAUCAAGCCGAAGGAAAUAAUAACAAAAGACGGCAAGAAGAAAACUCUUGUGAGUCUUGGUUGCGCAGUUGAUGUUCUGACUGGAAUUCUUGAUAAGAGCGUUACAAAAGGUGUUGUGCAGACCGGGAGCAUUAAAAAAAGGCGCGUCCAGCCAAGAGACUUGCUUUUAGAAGGCGAGGGAUUUGUUCCAACUGACGAUUUAGUUGUUGAGUCGCCAACAAAGUGUGCUCUAAUCGACGACGAGGCACCUGAGGAUCUUCCAGCGAGUCCUAUUCCAAUUGCGAUAGCACCAGUCUCACCAGCUAAAAAGCCAGAACCUGAGAAAGAGCAAAAAGAGGACAAAAGCGAGCUUUUGAAUUUAGUAGCAGAGUUUGACGUUAUUGGAAAUUCUUCUGCAGAGGAACAGGCUUUUGAAGAAGAAGACGAGGACGACGAAUUUGCAGCACUAGCUGCAGAAUCGUUGAUCAAAAACGCCGAUCCAUUUGACACGAGCGUUGCUACAAAGGCACUAGGAGAAGAAAAGAAACCUCCUUUAUCUCCAGACGUUGACGUUAUUUUGAGUGCUGGUCCUGAGGAUCCAUUUGAUACAUCUCAUGCUGAAAAUUUGGCUCCUGGAAAACUUGAACUGCAAAUAAUCGAAAGUGAAAUAUUAGGUGAGGUUUCUGCUCAGCUUGAGGAAAUCGAUGACGACGAUUUUGACCCAAGAGCUGACGAGAAACAAAGUACAGUAACAAUAUCAAUUUCUGAACCAACUGACACAUCUACCGACGCAAGUUUCCAAUUGCGCCAAGAGCAUAGAGAUCUACUUGGUGGAAGUAGCACCGAUCUUGCAAAUUUGGUGCACGACCCAAUCGAACCAAAGACUGGAGAAGAGGAUUUAGAAGUUGACCCUUUUGAUACCUCUACCGUUGCUGAUCUUGUUCCGGGAAAGCUUGAGCUUCACAUUCUUGAGCAAGAAUUGCUAGACAACGACGAAGACAAAGAAUUUGACCCCAGAGCCGAAACAGAGGGAACUAAUCUAAUUGUUGAGGAAAACUUGGAGGUAGAUCUUGGUGUGAUUGCCAAACCUCUGACACCUCAACCAGAGCAAGAGGUUCCUUUUGAAGAUCCGUUCGACACAAGCAUUGCAGAAAACUUGGGCCCAGGACAAGCUGAACUUAAAUACAUUGAAAGUGAACUUGCUAAUGCUGAGUUCACACCCCAAGUAGUUCCAUCAAUACAAAGAGAGAAGCCACGGCCAAUUGACAUUUUGGACGUUGCUAAAGACGAAGACCAAGCCCCUCACAAACCGCUCACCCCAGCCCUAGAAACAGCUGCACGACCAUUUGCUUUGACUGACGAUCCCUUUGACACAACUCAGGCAACAACGGUUCUUGUGCCUGGGCCUGCAGAACUGCGACAACUUGAGAGUGAACUGAAAUUAGACGAACCACUCCCAGUGGUUACAAGCAGCUAUUUGGACGCUGAUUUCAAUCCACGAGAGGCUGAAGUGCCAGAAGUACCCGAGGAACUCGUAGCACCAAUUGAGCAAGAAAAGCCAGACUUUUUAACAAGUGAAGCAGAACUUGAAGCUCCACACAGACCACUAAGUCCUCAAGAGGCAUCGGCAGCGAUAGAAAAGGAGAUUGAUCCAUUUGACACCUCUUUCGCCAGUACGCUUUUACCGGGAAAAACUGAAUUAAAAUUACUUGAGGAAGAAAUAAUCACAGUAAAAAUGGACUUUGCUCAAGGGGGUAACCCCUUCCUUAUGACCGAUGAGGACUACGCCAUGCCUGCAGACAAUUCAAUGGCCUCAAAUCCUUUCUUAGCGGGUGAUUUCUCAAUGCCCGCCGCUGAUCCAGCGUUGAAUCCCUUCCUCAUGGGUGGCGAUUUUCAGCCAGCAGAGGCAAAUGCUGCCACAAACCCCUUUGCUAUGUUUGGAAUUGAGGAAGACCCACCUCAACCGCAAGCAGCAGUCACUGCACCUGACGCUGAUUUCUUCGGGGGUGAACUUCCGCAGCAGACAAAUUAUUAUGCAACUCAGCCACCAGCUGCUAUGCAAGAAAAUUUGUUCAGUGCAGAAAUUCCCCCACCAAGACCAUCUCCUCCUGCUGUGGUGCCUAAUUCGUUGAAUCUAAAUGGUGCUGCGAUUGAAUACCAACCAGAACCUUUUUCACAGCCACCUCAAGAAGAGGCAUCAGUUCCAAGCAGGCCUCCUCCGCCGCGUCUUGUGCCUCCGUCAAACGAAACAGUUCAGCUUAUACAAAAAGUAACAGGAGCCAUGGAAGCAAAUUCAAGUGACUUACUCGACAGACUCUCAGCAACAAGAACUCCUAGUCCAACACCAAUUCGAGAACUUCAUGCUCUAAGUCCAACUUCUGAUAUGCUCAUUGAAGAACCAGACUUUCUGAUGGACACAAGUCCUGCAGCACCACCUCCAAGUGCUACUAGUAUUGAACAGCCCCAGACUGCUUCAAACUUCAUGGACAUCUUUGGUGGUGGCAGCGACUCAGUUGCUGCUGAAGAAGCACCACAGCAUGUGGAAUCUGCGCAGCAAAUGGAAGCUAUGAAACAAAUGGAAGCUAUGCAGCAAAUGGAAGUUAUGAAACAAAUGGAAGCUAUGAAACAAAUGGAAGCUAUGAAACAAAUGGAAGCUAUGAAACAAGUGGAAGCUAUGCAGCAAAUGGAAGCUAUGCAGCAAAUGGAAGCUAUGCAGCAAGAGUCGGUUCACACAAUUCAAACCGUUGAGCCAGUUGUACCAAGAGCGGAUGUGUUUGGUCUAUUUGGCGAGGCUCCAGCUGAACAUCAUGCACCUCCACCAAGGCCAGUGCCUCCUGCGGUUGUCAUGCAGCUGACACCUCCUGAAGACGCAAAUCUCAUUGGUGAUCUCUCAUCUCCAGGAAACUCAACACACAUUCAGUCCUCUGAGCCCCCAGUGGCCUUUGCCGCAGAGCCAAGGAGACCGCCCCCACCCAAAGUUCCACCACGUCCCAUCAGUCCGGCUGCUCCUCAACCACCAUCAGCUUUCCCGCAACCCAUGAUCUCGCCGUCCAUUGAGGUCGCACCACCGCAACCACCGGUCACAAUACCGGCACCUUUUUCACCACCACGACCAGAACCUGUCGCUCAAGAGGUUCUGCCGGCUCCAGCUGCUGAACCAGACGAAUUCGAUUCAUUUAACGAUGCAUUCUCGGCAAAGUUCGAGAGUGCUGGAAGCGAGAACAAGUCAAGUGACGCGUUCUACAAUGCUUUUGGAGCGUCAGUAGUCAAAGAUGAUGGCGUGGACACGGCCUGGGGAAACGACACCUGGGACGGAGGAGCUGGUGAAAUGGGAUUCGGAGCAGAAGACGAACAAUUUGACUCUUUCUUGGCUAUGAGUGCUCCUCCGGUGCCACAGCCUCCUCCGACUAGACCUAGGCGUCAAGAUUCCGGCGAUUCUGAUGACGCCCCUCACGAUUUUUCUGUCGUCAUAAGAGGACAAGACAAUAUGUCCCUGCAAUAUGGUGGCGCUGUGCCGACCUUAGCACCUCCACCAAAGAGUCCCGUGCAGGCAGCUUACUCGGACAAUACCAUGCGAAUAAAUCCAUUUGAUAACCAGGAAAUGUCAGUUGGAGCAGUAAGCGAUGCUGUUCCUCAAGCGCGGGAGCCACCACAAGAUAUUCCGAUAUCAACAUCUUAUCAACGGACUGAUUCCCAAGAAACGCCACCUACGCCAUUGUUUGACGAGGAUAUGUCGCAGCCCCUGGAGGAAUUUCCCCGAGUGCACUACGUUGGCGAAGGCUGGGAAAUGCAUCUGCGACAGCCAAACAAGAAAAAAAUCACAGGACAAAGAUUUUGGAAAAAAGUCUUUGUCAGGUUGGUGUAUCAAGGCGACAAUCCUGUUGUUCAACUGUACAAUACAAAAGACGACAAAGAUCCGUUCCAGGAACUACCACUGCAGGCCUCAUACUCUAUUUCUGACAUAGGAGCUCAGCAAUUUGAUCAAUACGGAAAGAUUUUCACAGUCAAGCUGCAAUUCGUGUUUUACAAAGAGCGGCCUGGUGUGCGCCCCGGUCAAGUGAAAAAAGCUGAGCGGAUAACAGACAGGCUGACGAAAUUUGCGGCUUAUGCGAUACAAGGGGAUUAUGAGGGUGUGAAAGAAUUUGGAAGCGAUCUGCGAAAACUGGGUCUUCCCGUUGAACAUGCACCCCAGAUUUCCCAAUUGUUCAAAAUCGGCUCGCAAGAUUACGAAACAAUGAAGCAGUUUACAGUAACGAUGGAGGAGGCAUUUUUCAAAAUGCCUGCGCACCGAGACAGAGCACUUACUUAUAAAAUGGAAGAGGUGCAGAUCACGGCAGUUGAUGAAUUGUACCUCGAGCAGGACAAAAAUGGUCGGGUUGGUCGUCAAAUCGCAAGAGUUCGCAUUUUCUUCCUCGGCUUUAUUAAUGGCAUGCCGGAUCUUGAAUUGGGAGUGAAUGAUAUAAAUAGGCAGGGUAAAGAGGUUGUUGGUCGGCAUGACAUUAUUCCGGUCAAAACCGAGGAGUGGAUUCGAUUGGAAGCACUCGAAUUUCACAGUUGUGUCCUUAACAGUGACUACGAGGGAGAAAAAGUCAUCAAAUUCAAGCCACCAGACGCGAGUUAUAUUGAAUUGCUGAGAUUUAGAGUGCGGCCCCCAAAGACAAGGGAGUUACCGCUUCAAACAAAAUGUACAAUUUGUAUCAACGGCAACAGGGUGGAAAUAAAAUGUGACAUUCUUGUACCUGGCUUCUCAAGUCGAAAGCACGGCCAAAUACCUUGUGAGGAUAUAAUGCUACGAAUCCCCAUUCCCGAGAGUUGGAUUUAUUUGUUCAGGAUUGAAAAGCAUUUCCGAUACGGCUCAGUAAAAUCUGCGCACAGACGUACUGGAAAAGUGAAAGGCCUGGAGCGUAUUUUGGGAGCUGUGGACACUCUAGAAACGUCUUUGAUAGAGGUCACUUCUGGCAGUGCAAAAUACGAGCACCAGCAUCAUGCCAUUGUGUGGAGGAUCUCGAGACUGCCCAAAGAAGGCCAAGGGGCUUACACAAACCAUGAACUCGUCUGCAAGUUCACGUUAACUUCGGUCGACCAGAUUCCCGAGGAACUGGCCAAGCACUGUUUCAUGGAGUUCACAAUGCCAUCAACGCACGCCUCGCACACGACAGUGCGUUCGCUGUCGGUGCUUGGCGACCGCGACGAGGACCCGCCGGAGAAGUGCGUGCGUCACUUGGCGCGCUGCGAGUACCGCAUCGAAAUCGAACAAGUGCAGCCGGCCGGUGUCAACGAGUACUUGGCUGUCACCAAAGUGAAGCCGAAAGAGGAACCCGUCGCCGAAGUCCCCGAGAAAGAAUCGGACAGCGACAGUAGUAGUUAAGGAGAUGUUAACCCUCGCGGGUUAACUUUGCCCUUGAAGGCAGCUAAGUGUAGAAAAGGGUGAUCAUUAUCAUAGUCUCUUGUCAGAGCCAUAUAUACUGAAUCACGUUAUAUUUAAAAUAAAAAAAGCACCAAAGUGUAACAUGUUAGUUCUGUAGGUUCCCGUAAUAAGCAAAUUAUUGUAACUCGGCCAAAGUUCAUGAUUGUUGACUUUGAGAGAAGGAUACGUUUGGUGAUAAAUGGAGUGUUCUGAACCGCAUCAAUGCUCUGAUAUGCAGUCAUUAAAAAUUAUACAAAUAUUUAAUCGCUCAUUACCUGCCUAGGUGCGUUAAUUUUAUAAUUAAGAGAGUAAAUUGUAGCUCACGAUAUAAUUUAUAUUGUUAUUGUGUCUAGUUAAUAACCGAUUAAUAAUGAAAUAAGAUGUCAAGGUGAGAUGUACGUCUGGUUCAGUGGACAGUGAAGAUUAAGAGAAAAUAUUAUAUAAGUCAAUGAAUUGCAGACAGGUGGCCAGCGCAAUUGAAUAGUAUGCGGGACUGGUCGUCUUGUCUGUAAUUUACUGACUGCGAUUGUAGAUUGUGUUGACAUUGACUCGACUUUGUUUGUAAAUGUAGCGAUUGAUUUUUUUUAACUUGUACAUUUAAAUAUUUCUUUCAAUUAAUCCCCUAACAAGUUAUUGUCAUCGAAUUAAAUAGCGACCAUUUAGACUUGUUAACUAAUCGAAAUACAUCAGCACAAUUUUUGAAAUGCAAGCUUAGUGUGCUUGUCAGGGGUUGAAUGGCUAUUAUAAAUUUGUUCACACUUUCCCAAUUAUGUGUGGUUCACAACUAUACGAACUGUUUUCAGGACCAGAAUCAAUACUGUUACUGUUAUCGAUGUAAGGCUGAUUUAAUAUAUAAUAUGAAAAAUAUGGUUCACACUCUUUUUGCGGCGUACCGAGUGUGGGAUAUAAUGUUACAGUGGAGUUUGAAAGAAGUUCGAAACCAGUGUGCGACAAUACAAAGUUCUGUGUAAUAUUUUUAGCUGCGCACAGAGUGUAAUGUGGGCAUUGUUUCUCAGGCAAGCCAAUAAUUAGCUCCACGCAGGAUAAAAAGUGAGUUUUUAGUAAUAGGUUUCCUAGGCUUUCAGUUUCAAUGUCAACAAAAUAAUCCAUCAGAAGAAGUAAAUCCGAUUUAUUUAAUGAGGCUCUCUGAGGUAGUUGCACGAAAUUUUGAGUUGAAUUCAAGUCUCGGUUAAAAAUUUUACAAUGGAAUACAACUCGACUGCUUGUUUGAAUGGCCACUGCGGAAACGAAAAAAUGUUUAGAGAUAUUUAUUCAAAAUCAAUAAUCGAAGAAAUUAAAAUUUAGAUUAUUAAAAUUGUAGGAAUAAAAAAAUUCAUGUUGGACAGUAGCAACAUUUAAGGGAAAAAAUUAAAUUCUUGAGAGCAUAGGAUUAAAGUUCCUGGAUGUCCCCAAUGCCCGAACAGGAACCACUAUUUCUCCUGUUUCUGCACCACCAGCAGCACUCUCGAGGGAUCCUAGUAAAAAUCUUAUUUGGCGACGCAAAAGUUGUUUAUAUCCAUAAAUAAAUUGAGCUUUGUAAAUUGCUGAGGAAUAACGUAUGUUAGCCCCGCAUCACUUGUAGAGCCUCAUAAUACAUAUGUGUGGGAUUGCGUACAACCUCCAUGCCACAUCUGCAGUUACUUGAAAUAUUGAUCAAGAAAAGAGCCACUGACUUAACUGAGUGAAGCCCCCUUAGGAUUAAUAGUAAAACUAUAUUAACAGAGUCUAUAUAUAUUAAAAUAAUUGCAAUUUAUGUUGGAAUACUUGAAGUGAUGGGUAAUAAUUACUAAUUGUAAGUAUUAUUAUUACUUUUUAUUUCAAAUUCUCAUUCGCAAUGGUCUCGCACCUUGCGAAGGUCAGCAAUAUACCAAAGAUAUAAAAAUUAAUGUAAAAAGUCCUAAUCUUAAGUGAGGUGAGCGAGAAAUGUUGAGAGUGUGCUAUUAAUUUCCGAUUUAAACUUUUCUGUUACGAAUUCUAUCCUUGCAAGAGAGCUCCGGCAUCUCCAAGGAAUUGAGUCCGAUCUAGUCACAUCAAAUGCUAUCAACGUGUAUAACUAAUUUAUAAGAGGCUUAGUUAUAAGGAUUGUUGCUGAUUGUUGAGUGAAAAUGUAUGAAUAAUGUUUGACUCAUUGAUUUAAAGACCAAAUUGGUUUGGCUUUUGAAGCUUUAAUUUUCCCUACUUCAUAUAAAAGUAUGAAAGAUUAUAUAAUUUGCCCUUUUUUACAUGAUUUGCAAGAUCGGUGUUUAAAUUUUUCGCGUGGUAACUUUUAGCACAACAGAAAUUAGAAAAGUUUCACUUAUAUCCCUGUUAAAUGUUUAAAUUACUCAUUUCAGUGCCUUUGUAUAUUUUUACCGGUCAUGCAUUCACUUUCCUCUGUUCAAUAUUAUGUAACAAGUGCACCUGUUGUGUAGUCGAGAUAUGAAUAUAAGCGACUCUUUGCCGUUAAAGGAAAAAAAUCAUCAUUGAUGUAAAUUUGCAUAUCCAUAAGCAUGAUUUUCAGUAAACGGUGGGCAGGCAUUACCAUGGUUAUGUGAGGGGUAGUUGAGAAUAUUACGAGAGCUGCACGAUAUUAUAAAAGGUGGCACAAUAACGAGAGCUCAAUUACUUUGAAGAAAGUAUUUGAGAAUGGGAAAAAACUACAAUAGUUGUUGUCAUUUAAUCCAUUUAGUCACACUUACAAAGUUCACCCACAUGUAUUACAUACUUCUCUGAAACAGUUGUUUUGGAAGUUGAUGUGAAUUGUUUCCAUUUAAAAUAAGUCGUACUUAACUUGAAAAAAAAAAUACCAUUGUAACCUUUAAAAAGAAAAUUACGCUGAAAAUCCAAUUUAACUGUGCUAGUGAUCAGUGUUAAAGUAUCAUGUACUAUGUACUACGGAGACGAUAUAAAUAUAUAAAGCAUGGGCAAAGUAAGAAUCCAUACGAGCAGUGUUUUUAAUUUACAA